CGAACUUUCGGAUUCCAAACAAAUGCACAUGUGGGUCAAAGUUGAAGUUGGAAUAUUCGGCUGUGGUGUCGGGUUACAUUGCUGGAGAAGCUAGUGGGUUGCCACAUCAUCGACUUUGAGGAACCGGAUUGGAUUGAAUAUAUAUACAAUGAAUUAGAAAAAGAAUUAUAGAUGUAUACAUCGAUGCGUUUCAACAUGGAAAAUACGAAGAAAAUCAGUUUAUAUAUCAACGCGCUUAUCUUGAUUUAUGGCUCAUAUUCUGUGGCUUCCUUGGAAGAUAAGGAGCUGAAGCUGAUAACAAUAGCCACAGAUGUUACAGAUGGACUUAGAAGAUAUCUCAGAUCAACAAAUAAAUAUGGUUUGGAUGUGGAGGUUUUUGGAAUGGGACAAGAUUGGAGGGGUGGGGAUGUAGCCAAUCAUGCAGGAGGAGGUCAUAAGGUCAAUAUUCUUAAAAAAGAGCUGGAGAAAUACAAGGCCCAUGAUGACCUCAUUCUUAUGUUUACAGACAGCUAUGAUGUUGUCCUGACUGCUGGGAAGAAAGAAAUUUUGGGAAAAUUCAAGAAAUUAAAUGCCCGGGUUGUAUUUUCUGCUGAGGGAUUCUGCUGGCCAGAUCCAUCACUAGCUACAUCAUAUCCUAUGGUAAAGGAAAACGAAAAACGCUACCUAAAUUCAGGAGGAUACAUAGGUUAUGCUAAGGACCUUUAUGAGAUAAUCACCCUCCGUGACAUAAAGGAUACGGACGAUGACCAACUGUAUUUCACCAACAUCUUCCUGGACAACACACUAAGGAAAAAAUGGAACAUGAAGCUUGAUGUAAAAUCAGAUCUUUUCCAAAACUUGAAUGGAGCUUUAGAUGAUGUUACUAUCAAAUUCAAGAGUGACCACAGUUUUGCCUACAAUGUUAAAACUGGGACUACUCCGAUUGUGGUGCAUGGAAAUGGCCCAAUCAAGCCUCAGUUUAACAGAAUUGCUAAUUAUCUGGUAGAUGGUUGGACCUCACAGAGUGGAUGUCUUUCCUGCAAGGAAGAAACCAUCAGCAUCAAAGAUUUAAAAGAUGAAGAAUUCCCUACUGUUUUAUUGUCACUUUUCUUUGAACAACCAACACCAUUUGCAGAAGAGUUCCUGGAAAGAAUAGCCGAACUGAAAUAUCCAAAGUCAAGAAUGGACCUUUUCAUUCAUAAUAAUGUGGAGUUCCACAACAAGGAUGUGGCUAAUUUCCUGGAAAAAUACAAUGACCUGUACAGAUCUACCACUGUGUUAAUGCCAUCUGAUGGAAUCCAUGAACCUGCUGCUAGAAACUGGGCCAUUGAGGUGUGUAAACAGAAGAAUGACCAAUAUUUGUUUUCUGUGGAUGUCUAUGCUCAAAUCACUGACCCAGAUACAUUGAUAGAUCUUAUAGAGCAAAACAGGACUGUUUUGGCACCCAUUUUGACCCGCCCUUACAAACUGUGGUCCAAUUUCUGGGGAGCUGUGGACAGAAAUGGCUGGUAUGUGAGAUCUGAGGACUACAUAGACAUUGUGGAAAAGAGGAAAAUAGGAUUAUGGAAUGUUCCUUACAUCACUGGGUCCUAUCUCAUUCAUGGCUCUCUAAUGAAAGAUCUCCGGGAUAUCUUUGUGGCAGAGGGAAAGGAAGCUGACAUGGCCUUCUGUGGAGGACUCAGGCAAAGGGGUAUUUUUAUGUAUGCCACCAACAGAAAAAUCCAUGGUCAUCUUGUUGAGUACGAUGAUAUGGAGACUUCUCAUCUUCACAAUGACCUCUAUCAAAUCAUUCAAAACCCCUACGAUUGGGAACAGAAGUACAUUCAUGAAAAUUAUUCCAAAAGUCUAGAAGUUGAGGGUAUCAAUCAACUGGUGCAGCCCUGUCCAGAUGUUUUCUGGUUCCCCAUUGUGAGCAACAGGUUUGCUGAUGAUCUCGUGGCUGAAAUGGAGCAUGCUAAUCAGUGGUCAGGUGGCAAAAAUGAGGAUCCCCGUCUGGCUACAGGGUACGAGAAUGUCCCCACCGUAGACACACAUAUGAACCAGAUAGGACUGGAGAAGCAGUGGUUACACUUCCUUAAGGUGUAUGUAUCUCCUCUACAGGAGAAGGCAUUCGCAGGAUACCACAGUGAUCCUCCUAGAGCAAUAAUGAACUUUGUGGUACGAUAUAGACCAGACGAGCAAGACAGAUUACGUCCACAUCAUGACUCUUCAACAUUCACCAUCAACAUUGCUCUUAACACACCUAAAGUGGACUUUGAGGGAGGAGGAUGUCGCUUUAUACGAUACAAUUGCAGCGUGACAGCAACACGAAAAGGAUGGAUGUUGAUGCAUCCGGGACGACUAACUCAUUAUCAUGAAGGCCUUGUUGUUACCAAAGGGACGCGGUAUAUCAUGAUUUCAUUUGUGGAUCCUUAAUAAACAACCGCAUUUUUUUAGAUGUGUCAUUUCUUCAAAAUUCAUCUAUAGUGUUGUACAGUUUGUUGAGUGCACUGUUAACAUGUAAAUGUAUGCUUUAUACUUGAAUAGGUGAAAUGUAGAGUGAAUGAUGUUAACAUUUUUUUUUUCAUUGAAUUACAACAUAGGGGAAAUUAUCUGAAUUUAUUUCUUACAAAAGCAAGUUACAUGAUAUUUGAAAAUUUGAUGUUUUGAUACAGUGUUAGCUGAGUUUAACACUAUUUACAUGGAAUUAUGAGUAUGGAAAUACUUGUAUAUGUAACAGAAGUAAUGUGAUAUAAAAGCCAAAAAAAAGUCCUCUGGAUAAAGAAAAUCCACUGAAAGAGAAUGACUGCAGGAGUGUGGUUUUUGAUUGUAUGUUUGAGAUGCCAGUUCAAAUGAUUUUAGCUCUCCUGAGCCAAAGGCUCAAGUGAGCUUAUCUGAUCGAAGGGAGUCUGUUGUCACAAACUUUUCACUUUUUUAUCUUUUUCUGCAGAAACACUAGGCCAAUUUUAACCAACAUUGCCACAAAGCAUCCUUGGGUGAAGGGAGAUUCAAGUUUAUGUUCAAAUGAAGUGCCAUGUCCUCUUUCAAGGGGAGAUAAUUAAGAUUUAGUGAAAAUUUAAUGGGAUCUUUUUAAAAACCUUUUCAAGAACCAGUGGGCCAGAAAAGAUGAAACUUAAGUGAAAGCUUCAUUACAUUGUGUAGAUUCAAGUUUAUUCAAAUCAUGACCCCUGUGGAUAGGGUGGGGUCACAAAAGGCAAUCAAAGUUUACCACAGGAGUAUAUAAGAAAAAUCUUAACAAAUCUUCUUCUCAAGAACAGCAAAGCCAUGAUCUUAGUCAUAUUUAUAUGGAAACAUUCUCAGGUGAUGUUCAAAUGAUGACCCCUGAGGGUAGGGUGGGACCAAAAUUGGCAGUCAAAGUUUUACAUGAUAAUAUUAGGAAAAUUCAAUCUUCUUUUCAUAAACAGUAAAGCCAUGGUUAGUCAUGUCUUCACUGAAAUAUAUUCAGGUAGUUUAGAUGCAAGUUGUUCAAAUUUUGAGAAGGACAGAGCCACAAUUAGCACUCAAAGUUUUAUGGAGGAAUAUACAGGAGAAAUCUUAUUUUUCAAGAUUACAGCUUGCCAUGAUUAGUCAUUUUCAUAUGGAAGUAUCCUCAGGUAGUGUAGAUUCAAGUUUCUUCAAAUCAUGGCCCCUUUGGGUGUGUAGGAGUCACAAUGGGUGAUCAAAUUUUGACAUGGGAAUAUGUAGGAAAAAUCAUUUCAAGAAGAGCAAAGCCAUGACUAGUCAUGUGUAUAUGGAAACAUAUUCAAGUAGUAUAUUCAAGUUUGUUCAUAUCAUGACCCCCUAGGGGUAGGGUAGGGCCACAAUGGUUUAUCAUAGAAUUAUAUGGGGAAAAUCUGUUUAUGAAAAGCAGGGCCAUAGUGACUUGGUGAGCAUUGUGGUCCAUGGGCCUCUUGUUUAAAUCUUCCCCUGAUUUGCUGAUAGUUUAUCUCAAACAAAAUAGACAUGUAUCAUAUAAUAUGGUGCUUUAUCAUCUUUAUACACUAUGAAAGACUAUUUACUAGUAUUCUGUAUAUAUGUAUAAGCAGUCUAAAUGUGAAAAAAUUGUUUUAUUCCUAUUUAAGUGACAGCUUUAAUUCAGUUUAUUUUUUUCAAUCGACGAAGCUUUUAAUUGUAUAUACAUGUAGCAACAACAGUUUUAGUAAACAAUGUUAUCUAGUCAUUAUGAAGUGUCAUAAAUAUCUCAGAAUUUUUUGAAUGCAUUUGAAAUAGAAAGAAUGUCCAAAAUUGCCUUGGAGGGAUGCAUGUAUAGCUUAUAUUGUUUUGAAAGGUCUUGUCGGUAUUUUUUUGUUAAUGAAGAAUAUUUUUUACAUAGUUAUACAUGUACAUCUAACUUCAAGGAGUAAAGAUACUAGGUCUAAUUGUGAUUACUGGAGUACAAGAUCAGUUUUUUAAUUAAUAAUAUUACUGAAAUUGUCUGUAUGAUUAUAUGUUUUACUUUAAAGUUAACUUUUGUUAACUCAGAAUGAAUCUCAAAUGUGAUAAAUCUAUAAAUGGUCUUUCAUG
Messenger RNA from Saccostrea echinata, 4482 nucleotides. RefSeq names its product multifunctional procollagen lysine hydroxylase and glycosyltransferase LH3-like. The coding region runs from base 172 to 2394 and encodes 740 amino acids. The transcript is spliced from 20 exons. The record is from RefSeq and is a predicted model, not a curated record. Gene Ontology annotation, molecular function: iron ion binding; L-ascorbic acid binding; procollagen-lysine 5-dioxygenase activity. NCBI's taxonomy places the organism in Eukaryota, Metazoa, Mollusca, Bivalvia, Ostreida, Ostreidae. Gene Ontology annotation, cellular component: endoplasmic reticulum. Gene Ontology annotation, biological process: peptidyl-lysine hydroxylation.